Penicillium angulare is the source of this 1965-nucleotide messenger RNA. Its product is annotated as S9 family peptidase. Gene Ontology annotation, molecular function: serine-type endopeptidase activity; protein binding. The record is from RefSeq and is a predicted model, not a curated record. Bases 1 to 1965 code for a protein of 654 amino acids. Gene Ontology annotation, biological process: proteolysis. The transcript has 3 exons. NCBI's taxonomy places the organism in Eukaryota, Fungi, Ascomycota, Eurotiomycetes, Eurotiales, Aspergillaceae.
AUGUCGCAUCAAAUUGCACCUUACGGCCACUGGAUGAGCCCGCUUACUGCGGACCGUUUAGCCAAAGACAGCAUCACACUCCACGAAUUGGCCGUCGAUGAACCAACCAGGACCAUCUACUCUGUUGAGUGUCGUCCAACAGAAGACGGCCGCUAUGCUAUUGUCCAGCAUCGCGAUGGUAAAACCCAAGAUAUCUUACCCACAAACCUGAGCGCACACGCAAGUGUACAAGAGCUCGGAGGUGGCUCCAUUGCCAUGCACCACGAUGGACAAGUCAUUGUUGAAGACGAAGACUCAUGCAAUGUAUACAUAUUGAAUCCAGCAACAGGCGAAGCAAAACUUGUUCAUUCCGCGAUUGAGGGGAUCCGGUAUGCUGAUUUCUCUAGCCACCCCGCUGAUCCGGAGUGGAUCCUGGCUAUCAAGGAGGACCAUCGAGAAGCUACACCAGAAACACAGGCAACGCUUGUGCAUAACAAAUUGGUAAGUAUUAAUAUUGAAGCGGGGACAGAGAGCAUUAUUGCUGAGGGAGACGAUUUCUACUCCCAUCCGAAGUUUGACCCCUCGGGCCAGUAUGUAUCGUGGAUUCAAUGGUCGCAUCCAGAUAUGCCUUGGACAGGAACAGUUCUUUACUAUGCCCAAUGGAAGAAUGGAUCUCUGGAGAAUGUUACUCGCAUUGCUGGAAAGGGACAGCAGGAGAGUAUUGCUCAGCCAAAAUGGAGCCCAGAUGGGCUCUUGUAUUAUGCUAGUGAUCGCACUGGCUUCUGGCAGUUGUAUUUCUUUGACCCGAAGCAUCAGAAAGAAAGCAGUUUAUCAUUGAAGACUUUGGAAAACGCCGAUUUUGCAAAUGAUGAGUGGGAGCUUGGCAGUUCGACAUACAUCUUUCUCGAUGCCAAAACGAUAGUGGCAACGGUCAUCACCCACGCAACCGGCAAACUUGUACUGAUCGAUACUGAAGCCUCGUCUUUCCACGAUCUGGAGCUCCCAUAUGUGAUGGUCUACGACAUCCGUAAAGUAUCACAGAACUCCUUUGCGAUCGUGGGCACUGCAACCGCCUUCCCCGAGGAGCUCGCCUUGAUUUCAAUCACUGCAAAUUUCAAAGCUGAGAGAAAGGUCUUGACCUCAACCGCAACAUUUUAUCUUCCACCUGAAUACAUAUCCGUCGCGAAAGAACUCACGGCUCCUCAGAUCCACGGUCCAUUGACUGAUGGGCACGUCCACAUGUUCUACUUUCCACCCUGCAACCCCAAAUUCAAAGCAGACGACAAUAGCCCUCCCCCUCCUCUACUAGCAUAUGUCCACGGGGGUCCCAAUGGAUCUACCACACCAGCCCUAGACUUAGAAAUCCAAUCAUGGACCACCCGCGGCUUCGCAGUAUGUGCCGUGAACUACACCGGUUCUACAGGAUUCGGACGAGAGUACCGUGAGCGACUUUCCGGGUACUGGGGCUUAGUAGAUGUUGCCGAUGCGGUCAGCGCGGUCGAAUACCUCGUCAAGGAGGGGUUAGCAGACAAAGCACAUGUUGGAAUCUAUGGAGGCAGUGCAGGCGGAUACUUGACCCUACGCGCUCUGCACAUGUACCCGGAUGUCUGGUCCGCAGGCAUUAGUUCUUACGGAAUUAGCGAUGUACGAGCUUUGCAGGCUGACUCGUACAAGUUUGAGAGUCAGGAUGUCGAUCGAUUACUACUGAGCAAGACGGAAGCGGCUGAUCGGGAGGCAGAGCUCACGCAGCGUAGUCCGUGCAAUUUUGCGGACCAAAUCAAGGGCGCAUUGCUACUGUUACAGGGUACUACUGAUAUGGUGGUUCCAGUUGCACAAGCAAGAAUGAUGGCUGAUGCGAUGCGGGCGCAUGGACGAGUGGCGGAAGUUGUUGAAUUCGAGGGUGAGGGACAUGGAUGGGUGAGCGAGGAUGCGAUUUACGAAUCGUUAACUCGCAAGGAAGAAUGGUGGAAGCGACAUCUUACAUGA